Molecule: messenger RNA, 1074 nt
Organism: Morchella sextelata
Lineage: Eukaryota; Fungi; Ascomycota; Pezizomycetes; Pezizales; Morchellaceae
Exons: 5
Coding region: 1-1074 (357 amino acids)
Biological process (GO): amino acid transmembrane transport
Cellular component (GO): membrane
Molecular function (GO): L-amino acid transmembrane transporter activity
Source: RefSeq, a predicted model, not a curated record
AUGUGUCUAGCAGGAGGAGGGCGAGAUAAUUCGGAAGAUGGAACACCGUAUGGUCACGAAAGCCUUGCGGACGCGUUCAAAGACUCGAGUCGGAACCCUUAUUCUUAUGCGAGUGCGAUGUUGAGCGUGCUGUUUGCUUACGAAGGCUGGGAAAAUGCGAAUUACGUCCUGGCGGAAGUGAAGCGGCCUGGGGGAAAUGUGGCUAAGACAUUCAAAAGGGCGGCGCUGUUUUCUUUCAGCUUGGUCACUGUGCUUUACGUGCUGGCGAAUGCUGCUUAUUUCUCGGCACUGGGCUCUGAUAAGUUAGAAACAGUAGGGAUCUCAGUUGCUGCGAAAUUCUUCAAAAGGGUUUUCGGGGAUAGUUCGUUCGUGACUCGAGGACUUCCAGUUCUUAUAGCGUUCUCGGCUUUAGGAAACGUCGUUGCAAAUAUAUAUACCACCGCAAGAGUAAAACGGGAGAUCGCAAAGCGGCGGAUCCUUCCUUUCUCAGCGUAUUGGGAAAGAGAGCAUCCUUAUUACGGUACACCCGUUGGUGCGCUGACUCUGCAUUGGAUCUUCAGCGUUCUCGUGAUCAUUGUUGCUCCCAACUAUAGUGGCGAUGAUGAAGCGUACAAUCUCAUCAGUGUCCUCUGGACUUACGCCCAUACCUGGAUUGGAAUAUUCGUCUCAAUCGGUCUUGCAGUACUCGCUGUUGGCCAGCUCGAAUGGAGUCUCAUCAUAGUGGGACGUGAAACACUCUACUCCCUCAUUAGUUUCUAUAUUCUUCUCAACCUUUUCGUCAUUAUCUUAAUGUGGUGGCCGUCUACGGAGCCAGUGCGUAUCCCAUCUACGACUGCUCCCGCAAUUGGGACUGGUGUACUUGGAUUCGGAGUGCUGUACUGGAUGGUGAUUUCGAAGGUGAUGCCGACGAUGGGACUGGCGCGACAGGAGAUUCCAGUUAAUGAAAGCACACCGAGGGGGAUGGCUGUUUAUAGCAGUAGCAGUAGUAUAGUUGUCUAUGAGUGGGCGAAGAGUGGAAUAGCUGAGAGGUUGUCAAAUUGGUGGACUCUGAAGUUGAAGAGAACCGCUAGUUGA